Molecule: messenger RNA, 453 nt
Organism: Paramecium tetraurelia
Lineage: Eukaryota; Ciliophora; Oligohymenophorea; Peniculida; Parameciidae
Exons: 2
Source: RefSeq, a predicted model, not a curated record
AUGUCUUAUUAACAGAAGGGGUUGAAUGCAAUAAGAUUGUCCCAGAUCAAUUAAACUAUUUUAAGGGCUCGAAAGAGUUAAGAAUACCCUCCUGAGUGGAGUUAGGAUCAUUAAUCAAGGAAUAAUUCACUCAAAUAGCAUAGAGCUAUCACUCAACAUAAUUCAAUACUCAUAAUGGAAGAGGAGUUUUAAAAAAUGAGAAGGCCAUAAACUUCACAAGGAAGUAGAAGGAAAAAAAUGACUGAACAUCAAGUUAAACAAGGGAUUCAAAACUCUAACACCAAAUUUGAGAUUUUAGAAUGCGAGAAUGAGGAUGAUAAAGAUGAAUAAAAGUUGUAAUUCAACUAUCUUAUAACAUGUAAUCCGAGCAACACAACACGCAGCAAUUAGAACAUGGUUCAAUUUUAAACAACACUUGAUUAAGAUUUUCUAAGUUUGUUCGCUAUUGAUUGA